Messenger RNA from Rhodotorula graminis WP1, 3648 nucleotides. RefSeq lists its product as uncharacterized. The transcript has 4 exons. The record is from RefSeq and is a predicted model, not a curated record. Bases 1 to 3648 code for a protein of 1215 amino acids. NCBI's taxonomy places the organism in Eukaryota, Fungi, Basidiomycota, Microbotryomycetes, Sporidiobolales, Sporidiobolaceae. Gene Ontology annotation, biological process: transmembrane transport.
AUGCGCAAACUGCACCCUCUCGCCCUCGCCGCGCUCGCAGCGCCCCUCGCUCGCGCCGAGGUGCUCUGGUCCCGCCGCCUGUCGUCCUGUAUCGGCUCAGGCGACCUCGUCGCCCCAGUCGACCAGCAGCUCGUCUUUACCGACCUCUAUGCCCAGUUCGACCAAGGCCAGACCAAGCCCGGCGAGUACCACGCCGCCGGCAUCAACCUCGACCUCGUCCCCUCGCCCAUCUUCAACGAGGACGGCGCCGUCUUGACGGGCACGGGCGACCUCUUGCGCAUCGUCCUCGUCGGCAACACGGUCGCGACGAGCGAGGGCUUCAGCGACAGCGCCGGCGACGGCGCCGGCCUCCUCUCGACCCUCAUCGUCGACUCGCAGGUCCUGUCGUUCGAGGUCGCGUCCAACAAGACGGCCCUGUGCUCCAACAUCCGCACCGACGAGGGCGACACGGGCGUCACGACCAACGGCUCGGCCGUCGUCACCGACUCUGGCUGCCCGUACAGCGGCGCCAUCGCCCUCGGCUUCACCAUCCCGCUCGCCUCGUCGUACCCUCUCACGACCAUCACAACCAACCUCCUCGCCCUCGACCCGUCAUCACCCGCCCUCCACCUCGCCUGCUACGACCUGUCGUUCACGCCCUACUACCCGGACUACUUUGCGUACAACCUCGUCCACUACCGCGAUCCUCAUCGGCACCCUCGCGACCUACCUCCUCCUGUACAUCGUCGCGCGAGCCUCACGUCGCGCGACGGCGGGCCGUCGCACCGCGGCAUGUGGCGCAGCAUCUGGUUCGGCGCGUGGGCGGGCAAGCAGGUCGUCGCGAGCGGGAGCCUGCGGCGCUACGUCACGGCCGAGUUUCGCGAACUCUUCGGGCUCGUCGCCUGGUUCGCUCUCGUCGGGACGGUCGCAGUCACGUGGCCGGGCUUUGCCUACCCGGUUUUUCGUCGAGCGGCGUGGACGACCCUCGUCUUCAACUCGUCCCUCCCCUUUGUCUCGCCCGCCGAUCCCGUCCUGCCCCAGAACACGACCCUCCCGUCGGCCUACGCGUCGCAGAUCGCCGACGUCACCUCGCCGCUGUACCUCGACCCGGCGCUCCCGAACGUCCUCCUCGACCUCGAUGGCGAGCGCGACGGCCUCGAGCGGUGGUCGCGCAUGAUCGGCGUGCGGCACGAGGACGUGUGGAGCAUCUGCGCGUUCACCUUCUUCGCCCUGUGCGCCGGCGCCAUCGUCGCGCACGUCGUCGUCUUCGCGUUCGACUCGGCACUCGCCGCCGUCUUCCCGAAGCGGCGAGCGGCGAGCCCACACGCGCCGAUCGAGGACAAGGCGGCGCACGGGCAAGACGAGUCGCUCGCGCACGCCAUGAGCAAGGAGCACGUGUCCACGCCUGACGCGUACGGCGACCGUCGGCGCUCGGACGGCUCGAUGGGCCGGUUCCUCGGCAGCGGCGACUUUGCCGACGACGACUACUUUGCCGACGACGACGAGCUCGCGAGGGCCAACCCGGACGACGAGCACCCGCUGUGGCGCCUCCACGCCGCGCUCCUCCAGGGCAACCUCACCCGCCUCGUCCUCCUCUUCCACCUCCCCCUAUCCCUCUUUUCCGCCUACCAGUUCACCCUCUACUCGUCGGCGCCGUCCUCGACCUUCGCCCUCGCCGUCGUCGUCUUUGCCCUCGUCUGCGUCGCCUACCCCGCCUUCGCCCUGUGGCAGAUCCACGUCAAGUCGACGCGCACCCUGUACGGCCACCUGCCGACGCUCCUCGCGCUUGGCCCGCUGUACAACACCUACGCCGAGGAGUGCAUCCUGUUCCCGCUCGUCACGCUCGGGUCCAACCUCGUCAUCGGCGUCGUCGUCGGCGCAGGUCAGGCGUCGGGUACGGCGCAAGCCGCCAUCAUCCUCAUCGUCGAGGUCGCGCACACGCUCUGCACGUCGCUGUGGCUCCCGUGGGGCGACAAUGCGGCGAUGGGCCCUCUCGCCUUCCUCCUGUCGCUCGCCCGCAUCAUCAUCGCGGUCCUCCUCGUCGUCCUGUCGCCGACGGUCGACGUCUCGCCGGCAGCCGCGUCUUGGGUCGCCUACAUCGUCUUCCUCGCCAUGGGCCUCGUCAUCCUCCUCCUCAUCGGCGUCGUCGCGUUCAAGGUCCUCGAGCUCGUCGUCCGCCUCGUCGGCCGGGUCCCGUUCGACGAGUCGCGUUCGCCUCGCGGCGGCGGCCUGUUCGGCGCUCUGCGCAAGAGUCGCGGUGGACGUGCAGGCGGCGCGAGCGGCGGCAAGAAGCGGCGCGCCGCCGACGCCCGCUCGCAAGUCGCGAGGCGGCGCGCGGUCGAGGAGCGCAGGCGGCGCCACCUGCACCUCGAGCACUUUGCGGGCGGGACGGUCGGGGGCAGGAGCGACGCGUCGAGCGUCGGCACGGCGACGUACAUGCUGCCGAGCGCGCAACGGCCGGCCGGGCACCCCGGCGCGGGCGGCUCGACCCUCUCGCUCGGCAGCGGGCCGUCGCCGUUCCCCUCAACCGGGCUCGUCGACGACGAGGGCUACAUCAUGUCGGCCAUGUCGAGUCGAGGCUGGGAGAACGCCUCGGACGCGUCGUCGUCGGUCCGGCCGGGCUUUGUGCGUCCAGGCGCCUACGCCAGCUCGGGCCCGAUCCUGCGCUCAGGCCCCCAGCACUGGGGCAGCCAGAUCAACGUCGCGACGACCGGUCCCUCGCCUGCCUCGGCCAUCGUCGUCGCUGCGCCCGUCGUCCACGCCGCCGCGCCGGGUCCGGCCGGCGGCAGCUCGGGCUUCACGCGCGUCGGCGGCGGUCGCGCGAGCCACAGCAACCCGUACCAGCUUGCCAACGCCGGCAUCACGCCUGCCGGCACCGCCUAUCCGCCCUACCCUGCAUCGUCGGCCGACCUGUACGCCCCUCGACGACCGUCGGCAGGAGGCGACCCUGUUCUCGCCGGCAUGGCUCCGGCGCAGCGGCAAGCCUCGCGCCCGUCCCUCUCGGCCCUCCCGUACUCGUCGGCCCUCCUCUCGAACCAGGUCUCGCCCGGUGGCCGCCUCGACGACGAGCACAACCGGCGCCUGUCGACCAGGGUCCGAGCGCGUCGCGGCGACCGUCAAGGCGGCUUCUUCGGCCGCUUCAAGCGCCAACGCGUGCAGUACAGCGAUGACGAGUACACGGACGAGUCGGACACGGACGACGAGGCGGGCGGGCGACGAGCAGGAGGCGGCCUCCUCGCGGCGCUCAGCGGCGGGUUCCUCGGCGGCAAGGGCCGCAAGGGCCGAGCGCAGAGCAGCGGCGGCGUCGGGCACGGCGACGGCGGCUUCGACGACCCGAGGGAGGAGGACGAGCCGCCGUUCGAGCCCGCGCCCGAGGAGCAGAAGGGCUUCUCGGUCGUGCGCAAGCCGCGCCCGGGCCCUCCUCCUGGCGCGAGCCCCGGCGUCGCCUCGACCGACUUUGGCGCCGCGCAGCAGACGACGCCUGGAUCUGCGAGCAUGUCGCAGGCCGACCCGCUGCUCGAGCAGCAGCAGCAGCAGCGCCGCUCGACGUCCGACGCACCGACCCCUCCUCCGCCGCACGUCUCGGUCGAGGCGCCGAGUCGACCCGGGUCGCUCCACGGCGAGGUCGUCGUCGGCGAGUGGGACGACAGCGAUCAUGAGCGGGAUUAG